AUGCUGCGCACGCACGCACCAUCGGAGCAUGACACCUCCACUAUCACUACGGAAGCCGAUACGGUUGUGAACGUGCAGACUGCGCCGGAGGACCAACCGCUACUGGCUCAGGACGAGCAGGACAACGACAAGGAGAAGAAGCCCGUGAAGGCCAAGAAGGCGGCAGUGGCGGCCGCUCCACCCACCAAGGUUUUAUUCCUGGAUGGUAUACGUGGUCUAGCCGCGCUAUUAGUCGUCACGCAACACUCGCACGAGUACAUGCAGGAUUUAAACCUGGGCGCCGUGGCGGUUGACUCGUUCUUCGUCUUGUCGUCAUUUCUCCUCACGUGGCUCUUUAUGAAGAAGAGCAUCCGUAUGCUUGAUCAAGGUGCGGGACUGCGCAAAUGGAUCUUCGCCUUGGCCGACUAUUUCUCCAAGCGAUUCUGCCGAGUGUACCCACUUUUUGCACUCACAUGCAUCGCAUUGUGGUUCAUGGACGACGAGGACAAGAAGCGCUACUUCCUCAUUAAGCAGCCAGAGACGUACGACCUGUUCAGGACUCUGACCUUUGAGUUCGACUACCGUUACUUCGUCUUCUGGACGCUGCCGCUUGAGAUCUCGUACUACUUCUUUAUCCCAGUGUUUGUAUUGGGUGUGCUUAUGCUGCGUAAGCUCUGGUGGGUACCGUUUAUCCCGGCGUACUACUGGGUCAUCACGCAAGGGUGGACCGAGUAUCGCACAAGUCACACGGUAAUGCGUCCUCAUCUCCCGACGUUCCUGGCAGGAUCAAUGGCUGCAGUGCUCUUCGUUAAGCUGGAUACAUGGAUUAAGGCUAGUGGCUUCCAGUUCCGUCUUAUCCAUAAGCUUAUCCUGCGUUUAAUAGGAUACUCGGCAUUAGCGGCGUUUCUGAGCAUUGCCUUCAGUGGUCUGUUCUUCAUCUGGGUCCACGAGAACACGGCACCUAAGACGCCUGGCUUCCCGUUCAUUAGCGUGCUGGUGACCACAGUAUUUGUCUGCGAAAUGCUGCUGCCGUCCCCGCUAUCAUCGAUUCUCGAGUGGAGCUUUCUGCGUUAUUGGGGGAAGAUUAGCUUCUCGGUCUAUCUGCUGCAUAGCUUUGUGCUAUACAACGAGUCAGUGAACACGCAGCCGAAUUACUACUGCAGAUUAUUCUCGCGCUUUGCAAUGCUGUGUAUGCUGGCUACGACAACAUACCAGCUGAUCGAAUAUCCGUCGCAGUUACUGGCUCAGCGUAUUACCAAGGCGCUGAACGAACAGGAAUCCAAGGGCUCAGGAGGUAUGACUGUGUUCUGGGGCGAAUGGGCGAACCCAUCUAAGGUGCUGGCUCAGAGACUGGCAGCGGUGCAGGAAGCGAAGGCCUCGGGCAAGUGGAUGCAACUGCUAGGUCUGAAGCAAGAGACACCCGUCAAAGAGCAGCCACACGACUCAGCGGCUUAA
This is a messenger RNA of Phytophthora infestans T30-4, 1434 nucleotides long. Its product is annotated as acyltransferase family. Lineage: Eukaryota; Oomycota; Peronosporomycetes; Peronosporales; Peronosporaceae. Gene Ontology annotation, molecular function: acyltransferase activity, transferring groups other than amino-acyl groups. The record is from RefSeq and is a predicted model, not a curated record. The transcript has a single exon. Gene Ontology annotation, cellular component: membrane. Bases 1 to 1434 code for a protein of 477 amino acids. Gene Ontology annotation, biological process: polysaccharide biosynthetic process.